UUUGCUGACUGCGUCGACUGCGUCGGCGCGGCAGCCGAGACUGCCGCCGCCGCUGUUGCCGGCGUAGUGUUGCCGUUGCUGACUCUGCCGCCGCCGCGGCCGCUGCCGCUGCCGCCGCCGCCGCCGCCGCCAUGGCUCAAUACAAGGGCGCCGCGAGCGAGGCGGGCCGCGCCAUGCACCUGAUGAAGAAACGGGAGAAGCAGCGCGAGCAGAUGGAGCAGAUGAAGCAGCGGAUCGCCGAGGAGAACAUCAUGAAAUCCAACAUUGACAAGAAGUUUUCUGCACAUUACGAUGCCGUGGAGGCGGAGCUCAAGUCCAGCACCGUGGGACUUGUGACCCUGAAUGACAUGAAGGCCAAGCAGGAGGCACUGGUGAAGGAGCGGGAAAAGCAGCUGGCCAAGAAGGAGCAGUCGAAGGAGCUGCAGCUGAAGCUGGAGAAGCUGCGGGAGAAGGAGCGCAAGAAGGAAGCCAAGCGGAAGAUCUCCAGCCUGUCCUUCACCCUGGAGGAAGAAGAGGAGGCAGGCGAGGAAGAGGAGGAGAUGGCCAUGUAUGAGGAGGAGCUGGAAAGGGAAGAGAUCACCAUGAAGAAGAGGAAAUUGGGGAAAAACCCAGAUGUGGACACAAGCUUUUUGCCUGAUCGAGACCGCGAGGAGGAGGAGAAUCGGCUCCGGGAAGAACUGCGGCAAGAAUGGGAAGCCAAGCAGGAGAAGAUCAAGAGUGAGGAGAUUGAAAUCACCUUCAGUUACUGGGAUGGCUCUGGGCACCGGCGGACAGUCAAGAUGAAAAAAGGCAACACCAUGCAGCAGUUCCUGCAGAAGGCGCUUGAAAUCCUGCGCAAAGACUUCAGUGAGCUCAGGUCAGCAGGGGUGGAGCAGCUCAUGUACAUCAAGGAGGACCUAAUCAUACCCCACCACCACAGCUUCUAUGAUUUCAUCGUUACCAAGGCGCGAGGGAAAAGUGGACCACUCUUUAAUUUCGAUGUUCAUGAUGAUGUGCGGCUGCUCAGUGACGCCACUGUGGAGAAGGAUGAGUCACAUGCGGGCAAGGUGGUGCUAAGGAGCUGGUAUGAGAAGAACAAGCACAUCUUCCCCGCCAGCCGCUGGGAGCCCUAUGACCCUGAGAAGAAGUGGGACAAGUACACGAUCCGGUGAAUGCAGAGGCGGAGCUUGGCUCCCCCCCGGUUUCCUCCAGUCUCCCCACAACCCCGGGUCUCCAGGACUCCAGGCGCCCUGCGCCCUGCUCCCGUGACAUGACUGAUCACCCCCUGCCCCUGACGCUGUCAUUUGCUGUUCUUUUCUUUUCCAAUAAAGAAAUGUACAUGUCAGAAUCAGA
Molecule: messenger RNA, 1332 nt
Organism: Rhinolophus ferrumequinum (greater horseshoe bat)
Lineage: Eukaryota; Metazoa; Chordata; Mammalia; Chiroptera; Rhinolophidae
Gene: FAM50A
Product: family with sequence similarity 50 member A
Exons: 13
Coding region: 132-1151 (339 amino acids)
Biological process (GO): chromatin organization
Cellular component (GO): nucleus
Source: RefSeq, a predicted model, not a curated record